AUGAAGUUACAUUUUACUAGUCGGGAUAUUACUGUAACACAUUCAAACUUAAUAGGCAUUUGGGAAAAUUCUAUAUUCAACGGAAACAUGGGAAAAGACGACGAUCAUCAUUCAGGAUCCAAAGAUCACAAAAAAGAUAAACCUCAUAGCUCUAAGGAUAAAAAAAAGACGACCAUAGUCAUCAUAAAUCGGGUUCAAAACAUCGUUCUGGGUCAUCGUCUUCUUCAUCAUCGGACUCCGAUCAUAAAAAGAAGUAAAAGUCAUGGAAUUAAUGAAAAUGAAACGUUUUUUACAAUUUUUAUCAUUAGUUAUUUUCUCAUUAAAGUUAAUUAUUAUUAA
This is a messenger RNA of Schistosoma mattheei, 339 nucleotides long. Lineage: Eukaryota; Metazoa; Platyhelminthes; Trematoda; Strigeidida; Schistosomatidae. The record is from the annotation of a GenBank genome assembly.